AUGACAUUCUCAGUGUCAUUGACAUUGGCUGCGAGCUUUGUUAAUUUUGGAGCAAACCAAUGUACUGAUCCGGCUAAUCCAUGUGACUUUAAUAACCCUGCCAAUUGGAUCGGUGGUCAGUUGCCAUCACAAUUCAGUCCAACGGCCUCAAUUGACAACACAGUCUCACCCUACGUGAUCAAGUACAUCAAGAUCACAAGCCAAAUCACUCUGUCCGCCUUUGUUGUAAAUGGUCCAAACGUCACACUCACAAUCGGCCAAAACGUCAACCUCACUGUGGUCAAUGCAAUCAGUAUGACCAAGGCCCAACUGGAGACAGAGACUGGAUCCUAUAUGUCGUGCGCAAGUUUCUACGCCUCAGAAUCGUCGGCCACUUGGACUGGCGCCUCAGUCUUCCUUGGAAACAUGUACAUAUUCCAGAACUCAAUUCUCAAGGCAUACAGCUCGAGCAUUGACGUCCUUGGCAAUCCAGUCAACUUUGACCAAACCAUUCCACAGCCAGAGCUACACGACCACUCCACCAUGAUUAUCAGAGGUUACGCCGACUUUUCAGUAGGCCUCUCAGCUGAUGCAACCAGCAAGUUGGUGAUAAAUGGCUCCGCCUCAAUGGUCAAGACGUCCAACCUCGGAAACAUCCACGUCGAUGGUGUGGUAGCCGUGUCCAACGGAGGUAUUCUUGCCACAAAGAGCUUCACCUCGAGCGAGCAUUCCAAGAUCUUCAUUGGACUCGGAUUCAUCAGGAUCAUUGACGCAAAUGUAGCCACACUCUACAACAUCUCGACCAAUAUGCAAUCCAAUCUGGUCAUCUCCAACACCUCAAGUGUUUUCAUUGGCACAAUCGAUGGCCAGGGUAGAACUAUUAUUCAGGACGUGGCCCUCUUCAAUCAAUCGUGUGCUGUCGUUGAUCUAGUGUCUACAUUCUCCACCUUGACCAUUGGUGGAAAGACCAAUGCCUACUUCUCCAACGCCAACAUUGUUAAUAUCCAACCUGCUGAUGCCGAUGCUUCUGCCGUCACCAACAUGUACUUCAAGUCCCUGAACAAUACGAUUCAAGGUUUCGACCAGGCGCUGUCCACCAACAACAUCCACGUGCUGAAUGGUUCGUCACUUGAGCUGACCAACAAUGGUUUGUUCAUGGGAAAGUCGAGCAUCACACUUGAAGGCACAUUGGUUCUGCCCCAGAACUUGUACCUCGGCGCAGAGGGUGAGCUCACAUUCUCUGGACCAUAUGCCUACCUGUCCACCAACGCCUCAACGAUCCAAGCCAAAACUGUCACUAUGAACAAUGGUCGCUUCGAUCCUCAAAACACAACUAUCAACGGUUCGCUCGUACACAACGGUGGUGAGAUAUUCUUUAUCGCCAACCUCAUCGACGAGCAUCAAUUGGUCAUCACUGGCGACUACAAGUCAUCAUCAUCAAAUGCUUUGGUCUAUUUCCGUGACCUCCUAAGAAACAGAUCUGCUAAGGUCUCUGUGCAGGGUAACGUCUCGAUCAAUGGAACCACCUUUAUGAUCAACUGGAUGGAUGAGGACCCUGCCAAGUAUGUGGACUACCACCUGGUCCUCAUGGGUAAUGUCCCCGCCAGCGCACCCACCGUAAACCUCCAGGUCACCUUUGGUUUAAACGAUGAUAUGACCUACCUGAUCAAGGUUACAGGAAACAACACAAUCACUGCCGUAUUUGAAGCAGGCUGUCGUGAUUUGUAUAACAACUGCUCGGGUCAUGGAAAGUGCAAUGAUGGCGCUUGUGUCUGCGAGCCAGACUACUUGACCAACAACAACUGCAGUGCCAGAAGCUGCCACAUGAACUGCAGUGGAGCUGGCUCAUGCCAGAUGUCCAACUACACAUGUCAAUGCAAUGCCGGACUCGUUGGAGACUACUGUGAGAAGAAUGCAACAGUCUGUGGCACCUACUCCAACAAGACUUCAUGUAUCACCGGUUGUUCAUGGUGCCAAUACACCAAUAUCUGCCAGUAUGCCGCCACCAGUCAAUGUGUUGCCCCGCCAACAACCACCACUGGCACUACAUCAGCCUCGACAACAAGUGAUACGACAACCACUACUACCACUACUACCAGCACAACGACCAGCACACCAGGCCCAAGCGCAGCCCCAUCAAUUGCCGGAUUGAUGAACUCAUCCUUGUUGAUCAUCUUUGUAGCAAUCUUCUCAAUUAUCAUUGUCUAA
Molecule: messenger RNA, 2187 nt
Organism: Acytostelium subglobosum LB1
Lineage: Eukaryota; Evosea; Eumycetozoa; Acytosteliales; Acytosteliaceae
Exons: 1
Coding region: 1-2187 (728 amino acids)
Source: RefSeq, a predicted model, not a curated record